Chaetura pelagica (chimney swift) is the source of this 462-nucleotide messenger RNA. It is a transcript of the gene CDKN1A, whose product is annotated as cyclin-dependent kinase inhibitor 1A (p21, Cip1). The coding region runs from base 1 to 462 and encodes 153 amino acids. Gene Ontology annotation, molecular function: cyclin-dependent protein serine/threonine kinase inhibitor activity. Gene Ontology annotation, cellular component: nucleus. Lineage: Eukaryota; Metazoa; Chordata; Aves; Apodiformes; Apodidae. The record is from RefSeq and is a predicted model, not a curated record. The transcript has 2 exons. Gene Ontology annotation, biological process: regulation of mitotic cell cycle; signal transduction by p53 class mediator.
AUGCCCCUGUCCCACAGCAGGGCUGGGCAGACACCGUGCAGCAGCAAAGUGUGCAGGAACCUCUUCGGCCCCGUGGACCAUCAGCAGCUCCAGGAUGACCUCGAGGACUUGUUGAGGCAGGAGCUGGAGGAGGCUCAGCAGCGCUGGAACUUCGACUUCCAGAAGGAGACUCCCCUGGAAGGACCCUUCGUGUGGGAGAGGGUCUUCCUGGCUGAGCAGCCAGCCCGGGAGCUCCACAGCCUGGUCAGGGCCAGUGAGAACAGGAGCUCCUUGGUCCACAAGGUCCCUUCCAUGGACCAUCUGGACAGGAUUUGCCCCGAGGGGUCUCAGCAGAGCUCGAAUGUUUACAGGGCUGGUUCUCCCCAGAGCUUGAAACGUGGGCAGAGCACCCUCACAGACUUCUACAGCUCCAAGAGGAGGAUUGUCCAUGAGAAGCUCAAGCCUGACAAGCCCAAGCCAUGA